Messenger RNA from Cryphonectria parasitica EP155, 765 nucleotides. RefSeq lists its product as uncharacterized. The transcript has 3 exons. NCBI's taxonomy places the organism in Eukaryota, Fungi, Ascomycota, Sordariomycetes, Diaporthales, Cryphonectriaceae. The record is from RefSeq and is a predicted model, not a curated record. The coding region runs from base 1 to 765 and encodes 254 amino acids.
AUGUCGAGCAACGUGCCUCCCCUGUACACGGACACGCCCUUGGCAUUGAUUCACACACCAAAAUUUGAAACGGGCAAAGAUGAUCCAUUCACCAUGGAAGCUUCCCAUAUGGCUCUUAGCCACAACUCCUUCAUCCGCGGUUUCAAUACUAUCUACCAGCAAGCUCCACGCCUGAAGCCCUCUGACAAGACCGACUUUGCUGGGUACUGUAUCGCUUGGGCCGACCUUGUCCUGACGCACCACCACUAUGAAGAAACCGAUUUCUUUCCGAACGUCGAUAAGGCAGCAGGUCAAACCGGCUUGAUGGCCGGCGCGGUGCACGAGCACGAGGCAUUCUCAACUGGUUUGACGCGGUUUAAAACCUACCUUGUGGACAAAGGCGCCGACUUUGACAGCGAUGAAUUGAUCAGCAUCCUCGAUUCAUUCAAAGACCCAUUGUACGACCAUCUCAAAUCUGAACCGGGGCAGAUUGUGGCUCUCUCGAAAUAUAACACUAAAGAGCAUCCCAUCGAUAUCCUAGCGAUCGCUGAUGCUGCUGGCAAAAAAGUAGUUACUAUACCCUUCCUGUUCAGCACCCUGCCUGUCUUCUUUCUGAACCAAGAGACACACGAGUUUGAGGAUGGUAUGUGGCACGGUGUGUUCCCUCCCCUUGGAACUGUGGCCAAGGCAGUAAUGAACAAGGCUGUACCCAUGUGGAAUUCGGGCCGCCGUUGGCGCUUCGUCUCUUGUGAUGCGGACGGCAAAGCCAAGCGUUUGGCUGUCUGA